UGAAUUUUGGAAUGUAAGCUAUGCCGGAGAUUCUGGACGGUGCAAUUCGACGAGCCGUUGUAAUCGGAAACGGCUUCGCCGGCGCUGAAAAUCAGUGUAUUGGUUUGGUUCGUGCUCUCGGUUUCUCCAACCGCCACUUCUUAUUCCGCGUGACGCGGCCUCGAGGAGGAAUCAAUAGGUGGCUUCAAUGGCUUCCGGUUUCAAUCCACAAAAAGUUAGACUCCAUUAUCAGAAUAAUCUGCGGCAAAUCGCGCUUUCAAACGCCUCACAAGAUCGGGUUAUCUAACGUGUUGGAAGCUGAUGCUCGCCACAUUGCGAUGAUGGCUCGUGAAACGUUUCACAAGGAUGGACCAUUGUUGGUGGUUGCAUCUGGACGAGACACCAUUUCUGUUGCCAGCUCCAUUAAACGGUUAGCUCCAGAAAAUGUUUUUCUUGUCCAGGUUAUACUUUUCACUUAUUCUUUAUUGUCCCUUGAAGCUUAUGUAACUUCGUGCAAAUGUGAUGAUUCACUUUUAUUGAAGUACUUUUUUGUCAUAGCUAUAGCUGCAUUAUGUAUGUUGCUGUCUAACUCUCUUAGAUGCCCAACUCAGAUACAACAUCCAAGAUUUCACCUGAAUAGGUUUGAUCUUGUGAUUACUCCACGUCAUGAUUAUUACCCACUGACUCCUCACGCCCAGCGGCAAAUACCUUGGUUUCUUCGAAGGUGGGUGACUCCAUGGGAACCCCCAGGCCGCAAUGUGGCACUCACUGUGGGAGCGCUUCAUCAAGCUGAUUCCAAUGCUCUUAGGGCUGCUGCUUCUGCCUGGCAUGAUGAGUUAGCAACUCUGCCAAAGCCCUUGCUUGUCGUUAAUGUUGGGGGACCUUCUGGCAAUUGUCCUUAUGGUGUGGAUCUUGCAAAUAAGUUAGUGGUUAUGCUUCAGAAUGUUCUAUGGAGCUGUGGGAGUAUCAGGAUAUCUUUCUCCAGAAGAACUCCUGAGAAGAUCUCUAAAAUUUUGGUCAAAGCAUUUGCAACAAAUCCCAAGGUUCAAAUAUGGGAUGGUGAAGGGCCUAAUCCACAUAUGGGACAUCUGGCUUGGGCUGAUGCCUUUGUUAUCACAGCUGAUUCAGUUAGUAUGUUGAGUGAGGCCUGCAGUACUGGGAAGCCUGUAUACGUAAUUGGAGCAGAACUGUGUACUUGGAAGUUUGCUGACUUCCAAAAUUCAUUGCAGAAGCAAGGGGUUGCUCGACCAUUCACUGGGAGGGAAAAUAUAACUGAAAGCUGGAGUUAUCCUCCAUUGAAUGACACUUCAGAAGCUGCUAGCCAAGUGAUUGCUGCUCUUGCUCGGCGAGGAUGGACUAUCCAUGCAUAAUUGUUUCCUAUGUCUCUCAAGAUUCACAUGGAACAGUUAGAAUUCACAAAUGAUACGUGAUUGAGGAGGAAAUAUUGUUCAAGAACUCUACUGGUUUGUGCUUAGUUUCAGAGUGCUUGCUAUCUCUGUGGCCGCUUCCUUCUUCUGAAAAAGUCAAUAGAAAUAGAAUUUUGUUGGUUGUAUAGGUGGAGUGGUCAAUGGGUGGCUUCACCACUUUUUGUAAGAGAACUUUGUUGUUUAUCCCUCUCCCCAAUAAUUUUUGUAACUCUCCUUUUCCAACUUACUAUUGUUGUGAGCUUUAGAAAUUUUUUGGCUGCAUAGCACUAAGGCAUGCAAGACUGAAUUACACAUCUCAAAUCAUUUUUUUUUUCGUAAUUUUUAUUUUUGUCAGACGAAGACCUGUAUAAUAACUAAAAAUGUGAUAGUUUUGCUACACUUUGUGUCA
Cajanus cajan (pigeon pea) is the source of this 1794-nucleotide messenger RNA. Its product is annotated as mitochondrial fission protein ELM1. Gene Ontology annotation, biological process: mitochondrial fission. Gene Ontology annotation, cellular component: mitochondrial outer membrane. The record is from RefSeq and is a predicted model, not a curated record. Lineage: Eukaryota; Viridiplantae; Streptophyta; Magnoliopsida; Fabales; Fabaceae.